GUGAUCUACGGCUUCAUGCAGUCGAUGAUCGUCCUCCCCGUCCUGCUCGUCUCGUGGAAGGCGGGCUGGACGCACGCGCCCCCCUCGGCGCCCCUGCUCCGCGUCCUCCUCGAGUCGUGGCAGCCAACCUACCUCGACAUGCAGCAGGAGCAGCAGCAGCAGCAGACCGACAGCAAGCCACAGACCGCCACCGAACUGUCGUCCACCGGCAGCGUCGGCGCCGUCUCGCCGGCGCAGGCAGCCGGGGCAGCUUGCGGUGCCAGCGGCCAAAGAGGCACCGACACCGACGAGGGCGGCGCCGGGAGCAGCCCGGCUUGCGAGCCGGAUCUGCGGCCCGGCGGCUUGCGGUGA
Messenger RNA from Emiliania huxleyi CCMP1516, 351 nucleotides. RefSeq lists its product as hypothetical. Lineage: Eukaryota; Haptophyta; Isochrysidales; Noelaerhabdaceae. The transcript has a single exon. The record is from RefSeq and is a predicted model, not a curated record. The annotation marks the transcript as partial.